Messenger RNA from Setaria italica (foxtail millet), 4199 nucleotides. RefSeq names its product putative disease resistance RPP13-like protein 3. The coding region runs from base 463 to 3669 and encodes 1068 amino acids. Gene Ontology annotation, biological process: defense response to other organism. The record is from RefSeq and is a predicted model, not a curated record. Lineage: Eukaryota; Viridiplantae; Streptophyta; Magnoliopsida; Poales; Poaceae. Gene Ontology annotation, molecular function: ADP binding. The transcript has 5 exons.
GCUACUAGCCUGCUAUAUACUGCCAUCUUUCCUUCCCUGAUGAAUUAGAAUUACUGAGGCUCAGCAACCAAGUCUAGUCCUCGCAUCGUCACCAAUCAGUGGUGUGGAGCUCCGAUCAAUAUCUCACAUCCUUGGUAGCAAACAGAUAUCACCCCCACCAAGCAGUGGUCUUCUUCAUAAAAGCCCGUCCAUCCUUCAUUCUCUCUACCUAGAUCUGAAGCACAUUCGAGGAGCUGAAUCAGCAAGGUGGGUGUCUUUGGCUCCCUAGCUCUAUCUAUCAGUGCUUGGCUCAUUCACGACAAGUUGCGCUUCAUCUUGAACUCAACCACCCAUCAAUCCUUCAUUCAAUCCUCAAGCACAAUCGAAGAGCUGAACCAGCAAGGUGUUUACAUGUAUUAAUGCUGAACCUGUUAUAUCAGCUCUGCAAUUGCCAAGCUUAUUUUUUCAUCUCAAGAGCUAGGCAUGGAUCUUGUAGCCGGGGCAGUGGGCAACGUCAUCGGCAAGCUUUGCGAGCUGCUCCAUGAGGAGUACAAGCUGCAGAAGGGCCUGCCUGAGCAAAUCGAGUCUUUGAAACAUGAGCUCGAGAGUGCGCAGACGGCUCUCAGCAAGGUGGGCGAGGUGCCGCCAGAGCAGCUCGAUCCCCAGGUCCGGCUCUGGGCUCGCGAGGUCAGGGAGGCAUCCUACGACAUGGAGGACAUCCUCGACACCUGCCUCAUCGAGGUGGCUGAUCCAGCUGAGAAGAAGGAUGGCCUGCUCAAACGUCUCCACAAGAAUAUUGCCGACUUGCUCAAAAAGAGCAAGGCGCGCCACACCAUCGCCGGCGCGAUCAAGGACAUGAAGAAGCGCCUCCAAGCGGUGGAUGAGCGCCGCGACAGGUUCUCUGUUGCGGUGUCGCAACCUGCGUUGCCAACGAAGCCGGAUCCUCGCCUUGCGGACAUGCACAAGGAAGCGGCGCAGCUCAUCGGCAUCGACAAUGCGAGGGCGGAGCUCAUAGCCAUGCUUCAGCCUGAUCUCAAAAACAGAAAAAGAAAAAGAAAAGCCAUGCUUCUGCCGGCGUCUCACGGCAAUGCAGAUUCUGACGUCUCUGGCAGAAGCAGCAACAGCAGAAAGAUGAAGAUAGUUUCUGUGGUUGGAGUUGGGGGACUGGGCAAGACGACUCUUGCCAAGGCGGUUUACGAUGAGCUUGGUCCACGAUAUGAUUGUGGAGCCUUUCUUUCCGUUGGCCGGAAACCUGACCUGGCACAAGUCUUCAAAGAAAUCUUCCUUCUUCUCGACAAAAAGGAGUACAAGGCCAUUCGUGAUGUAAAGAACGAAUCCCUGCUUAUUGGAGAACUCCGAAAAUUCCUCCAAAACAAGAGGUACUUCAUCAUUAUUGAUGAUGUAUGGGACAUACCAACUUGGAUGACAAUUAAAUCAGCCUUUGUUGAGAAUGAUAGUGGAAGUAGAGUAAUCACAACUACUCGCAAUCGAGAUGUAGCCAGUAGGGAGGAGGUUUACGAGCUACGCACACUUUCCCCUGAUCACUCAGAGAAAUUAUUCAAAACGAGGUUGUUUGGUGUUAAUGGUGAAUAUCCUGCUAAUCACCCUGCUGCGGCAUCUGAAAAGAUUCUGAAAAAAUGUGGUGGUAUACCAUUAGCUAUCAUCACAAUGGCCAGUUUGCUGGUGGGUAAAUCAAGAGAAGAUUGGUUUGAUCUGUGCAACUCUCCUGGUUUCUAUCGUGGUAACGGUAACCAACAAGUAGAUGAUACUGAGUGGAUAUUGUCUCUUAGCUACUAUGAUCUGCCUUCUUAUCUAAGGACCUGCUUACUGUAUCUAAGUGUGUAUCCAGAAGACUAUGUGAUUGAGAAAGAUUCUUUGAUAUGGAAAUGGAUAGCUGAAGGUUUCGUGGAGAAGAGAAGAGGAACCAGCUUGUUUCAGCGGGGAGAGGAAUACUUCAAUCAGCUCAUAAAUAGAAGCAUGAUCCAGGCGGUCGAGUCAGGUUACACAGGCAUAGUAGGUGGCUGUCGUGUUCAUGACAUGGUGCUUGAUCUCAUCCGUGACUUGUCAUAUAAAGAAAACUUUGUGACUAUCUCAAAUGAUGAUGAAGGAACAUCACCACAUCAGAACAAGGUGCGCAGGUUAGCUCACCAGAAUAGAAUUAUGAAGCAAACUCAGCAGGACGAUCACAUGGACAUGGCACAAGUGAGGUCAUUUGUUGCCUGUAGGUGUAAUAUUGAUAGUCAUUGGGUCUUGCAUCCAAGCUUUAAACUCAUGCGAGUGCUAGAUUUAGAGGGAUGCAGAGUACCUUGGGAAGGCUGGCAAGGUCUAAAGGACCUUGGAAAUCUACUUCAUUUGAGGUACCUUGGUCUACGAAAUACAUUUUGUGGUAGUUAUUAUGAGCUCCCGGAAGAAAUAGGAAAACUGAAGUUUCUACAAACACUUGACUUGCAAGAUUCUGGCAUAGGGGUACUGCCAUCAGGCGUUUGCCAAUUAACGCAGCUGGUCUGCCUAAGUGGUGACUUCGAUACAUGCACGCCGAAUGGGUCAUUCCUGAGGAAGGUGACAUCAUUAGAGUACCUGCGUAUACGUAUUGAUAACCUGGAUGAGGAGUCCCAGCGGCAAUUUAUGAAGGACGUUGGCAACCAGAGCGAAGUUAGGGUGCUCGACAUUAUUGGCACGUUGAAAGGGAUGGUGCAGUCAGAUCUAGUGAAGUCACUAGGCAAUCUCCACAAGCUCCACAAGCUCCACAUCUCUGGCAUUUGGGACAGAGGGAGCGAAGUCAGGGUGCUCGACAUUAUUGGCAUGUUGAAAGGGAUGGUGCAGUCAGAUCUAGUGCAGUCACUAGGCAAUCUCCACAAGCUCCAGCAUCUACGAGGGGUGGAUGAUAAUGGUAAUGGUGAAGCCGCAAUGAGGAAGUGGGACAGAGUGGUGCUUCCGCGGCAUCUCCGGCAUUUGGGUUUAGGUUUUAUAUCAUUCCGUCAGCUGCCAGCAUGGAUUAGUCCCGCGCAUCUCCCCAUCCUCCGCUACUUGUGGUUGCGUGUGGAACAUAUGGAUGAGUCAAGUCUGCGAAACUUGGGUGGGUUGCCAGAGCUCCGUUACCUCGGGUUGUCAACGGCUCGGCCGUCGAUGGCUUGCACGGCAACUUUAGCUAAUAUUACUGCGGUCGAUGGCUUCUUCAAGAAGUUGAGAUUUUGCUUCUUAUAUGGCUGGAUGGUCCAGUUGGUGCUCAAUGAGGACUCCACUGGUGUUUCAUUUAGCAUCUGGAAUGGGAUGGGUGUUAUAGCCUUUGGUUCCAAAACAAAGGACGAGUACAGUAGAUCAAUAGCACCACCACCCGUGAUGCCGAACCUCCAAGAACUUUGGUUUGACGUUCCCGUUAGGGCCUUAUAUAAGGAUGGAAAUGGUAGUUGCGGUGAUCUCAGGCUGGAGUGCCUCCCUUCGCUUCGCAGUGUCCAAAUAGCUGUCGACUGUGAGGGUGCCUCUGCUGAUGAUGUGGAGAAGGCAGAGGCUGAGCUGAGGCACACAGCAAAUCUCCAUCCCAACCGUCCCAGAAUCGAACUCCAUCACAAUGAACGACGCAAACAAUCGACAGACCAAGACGACAAAGAGGAAGGCGGGGCCUCAGUAGCUGGCAAUGAAGUUGUUGUCACGGAGUCAGGAGGCGACAACCCCGCGACACCCAGCUGUUGAAUCUGUUCAAUGCAAAUCAGUCUUGCCUCUUCUGCAUGCACAUGAAGAAGAUGUGGACAUAUUGCGCACACUGUAUGGAAUAAGCAGCCUAUUCACAUUCCUCUUUGAGGCAUCACAAUUUGUUAAUUACUGGGCAUUAUGGGAUAUGUUCAUUUCUGUGUUUUAGUAGGAAAGGAGAAAAACCCCAAGUUGAAGGUGAGCAAAUACUAGAAUGUGUGGAUAGCUGGCAAAUAGAUCGAACCUCUUUUUAGUGCAGCGUGUACACCUCCACACAUUGACUAUAUGUGUCUCUAGUCUCUAGCUUCCUGUACAACGCCACACGAUACACACAAUAGUCCAUUCAUCGUGGCACUUAAUUAGUUAUAGUGUAUUUGUUGUUAUACCUGGUAGGGGUAUUUUAGUGAAGGGGUAUCUCAUGGUUAGAGUGGUUUGGAUCCAACCUCUCUUCAAUGUGGCGGUGUGCUACUCAUGGGAUUCCAUCCUUGCAAAUGGAGCUAGGAUCUUGGAAUUUGGAAUAGGUACGCCCCUGU